AAAAAACAAGAAGUUGUUAGUGGUUGACCGCCGGCUUCGGUCUAAAGUACCCUCGUGUUUGGCAGCAUAAUAAUUCUACGAAGAUAUAACGAAUUAAGUUGCACAAAUCAUUAUGUCAUAUUCUGUGCAUCGAAUUCCUACGGCCUGGAUACCAAUGCGAGAUGGAAUCAGACUGGCAGCUAAACUGUGGAUCCCUGAACUGGAGGAUAAAACAUUGGACACAUCUGUAAAAGCUGAAAAAUAUCCGGCUAUUUUAGAAAUUCUUCCAUACAGACGCGCUGACUACACGGCUCAGAGGGAUGAAUCGGUUCAUUCAUAUUUCUGCUCUCAUGGCUAUGUUUGUGCCCGUGUGGACAUGCGGGGAUCUGGGGACUCAGAAGGAUUUUAUUAUGAUGAAUAUGAAAAACAAGAGCAAGAUGAUUGCUGUGACGUCAUCAACUGGGUUUCACAACAACCUUGGUGCACGGGAAAUGUUGGUAUGUAUGGUAAAAGCUGGGGAGGAUUCAAUGGACUUCAAGUAGCUGCCAGACAACCUACAGCAUUGAAGACAAUCAUAUCUGCUGACUCUAGUGAUGACCGAUACGCUGACGAUAUCCAUUACCGAGGUGGUUGUAUUCUUGGCAGGGAAAUGUUAUCAUGGUCACAUGUCAUGUUCCUAUAUAAUGGACGCCCUCCCUAUCCUGAAAACUUUGGACCAAGAUGGAAGGAAGCUUGGCUGGAUCGCCUAAACAAAUCCAGUGAACCCUGGAUACACAUUUGGCUCUCACAUCAGUCACGUGAUGCAUACUGGCAGCAUGGUUCCAUUUCUGAGGAUUACGCCUCCAUCAAGUGUCCCGUGUUUCUUGUAGGGGGAUUUUGUGAUCUCUACACCGAUGCAAUAUUUCGUAUGGUGGAACAUCUGAAGUGCCCAGUUCGAGCGCUCAUUGGACCGUGGCCCCAUAAAUGGCCUGGUAUCGCCACACCGGGGCCUCGUAUAGACCACCUGAAAGAGUGCUUGAGGUGGUGGGACUACCAUUUAAAGGGCCUUCCAACCGGUGUCAUGGACGAGCCUGUGAUGAGGGUGUACAUGAGGGAUGGCAUUUCGAAGGCGCACCAGAAGGAGAUAUGGCCAGGGAGAUGGAUAGCAGAAGACUGCUGGCCCUCACCAAAUGUACACCAACACGAAUUUUUCCUACAAACUGAUAGGGGACUGGCAGUUGCAUCGGAUAGAGACGAAAAAAUCAUUGAAAAAGAGCCAGCAGAAUCUAUUGUACCAGUCAAGUCCUCGUAUCUCAGUGGAGCGUGGGGCGGUUUUCUUUUUGCAAAUGGUCUCGAGGAUCUGCCGGUGGAGCAGGGAAUAGAGGACGUUUUGGCGGAGUGCUGGGAGACGAAAACGCUUAAAGAGCCUGUAGCAGUAGUAGGCUUUCCCGAGGUUCAUUUACAUUUUACUUGUGACAGACCCAGUUCUUUAGUCGCCGCCAGACUUUGUGACGUGUUUCCUAAUGGCGAAUCUGCGCUAAUAACAAGAGGAGUGCUUAACUUGACUCAUCUCCGUGGUCAUUCAUCAGGAGAUAUUCAGCCUCUUCAGCCUAAUGAAAACUAUCGUGCGCAGUUGAGGCUUGACUCUACAGCUUACACUGUUGCUGCUGGUCAUAAAAUUCGCCUGGCGCUUUCCUCAGUCCACUGGCCGUUAGUGUGGCCUUCUCCGCAGUCGUCAAGUCUCUUUAUAAAAACAGGAAGUCAAAGCAAGCUACUACUUCCAAUUCGAGUAUUUUGUGAGGACGUCAGAAAAAAAGAUUCCAAGUUGCAAUUGCAAGAAAUAGAGUCACUGAUGGAAUAUAAACACGAGAUUCUCCCUGUUGAGUGGAGGAGAAAACCAAAAAGGGAAAGGACGCUGGAGACAUGUCAGUUGUCAGAUGAAUACAAGCUGUCAUUUACCACUGACUCUGGAUGUUUCCAUCUGAAAGACACGAACCGCAUCUACGAAAACGUCAGAAAAGAAAUGUUUACAAUCAAAGAAGGCGACCCAACCACUGCUAAGGUUACAAUGCAAGGCGUUAUUACGUUGAAGAAAGAGGAUCAGAUCGCUGAGCAGGGGGGGAGUGGGCAUGAAAGGUGGGAAGCUAGGGUCCAGGCCUUGAGCGAGAUGUGGUGUGAUGAACAAUUCUUUUAUGUGAAAAGUCAAUUAACAACUUGGCAUAACAGUGAAGAGUGCUUUGAUAGGACGUGGACAAAGAAAAUAGAACGCUUUUAUGUUUAAUGGUUUUUUCAGCAAUAAAGAGAAAAUUUAGAUCUAACCUGUGAGAAUUUUAUGAAGCAAAAUUAUUUUUAAACAUAUUUCGUUGACUUUAGAUUUUAGGAUGAAAGUAAUCGGUGAAACUUUUCAGCGGCUGCAAGUGAUCUUUACAGUUGUUGCUUAGGGAGAAAAUUGUUUUUUGGAGUCGUCAAAAUAUUGAUUUUAUCAUCGCUAACUUUUUUAAACAU
Pocillopora verrucosa is the source of this 2463-nucleotide messenger RNA. Its product is annotated as cocaine esterase-like. The record is from RefSeq and is a predicted model, not a curated record. Gene Ontology annotation, molecular function: dipeptidyl-peptidase activity. NCBI's taxonomy places the organism in Eukaryota, Metazoa, Cnidaria, Anthozoa, Scleractinia, Pocilloporidae.